This is a messenger RNA of Cyphellophora europaea CBS 101466, 1068 nucleotides long. RefSeq lists its product as uncharacterized. Lineage: Eukaryota; Fungi; Ascomycota; Eurotiomycetes; Chaetothyriales; Cyphellophoraceae. The transcript is spliced from 2 exons. The record is from RefSeq and is a predicted model, not a curated record. Bases 1 to 1068 code for a protein of 355 amino acids.
AUGCAGCGGAACAAGAACUCUUUCCUGGCAGUCAGCGGGGCUCUCGUUCUUUUGCUUGUGCUAUUCUAUGUUGUUGGCCCCGGUUCCGAUCUAGCGUCCAGGGACAACAACGUACCGGUCUCCGUGCACAACGCACAUGGCACCGUGUACGAGAGCGAGACCACCGACGACUUUGGCGUUAUAAAAUAUACCCACACAAGGCUAGCAGCCUCAUCCGAUCUCCUCUGGCUCACCAUCACCUAUGACAACACAUCAUGGGGUCACAACCCUGAGCCUGACAACAGCAUACGAUGCGUUCACGACCUUUUGAACAUUAUAAGCGCGCAACAUGAUGUGGAAAAGACGUCAUUGGGGCUCCUAACGAGCUCAAUGGACGAAUAUCACCAAUACAAAGAGGCCGUUACCGAGUACGCGUUCGCAAGAGUGACGAUCUUCAUGCACACAGGCUUCAAUGAUGGGCCAACUGUCGCUCGUGAGCACCGCCACGACGGCGAUGUGCAGACGUUGCGUCGCGCCGAAAUCUCGAAGCUGCGAAAUUAUCUCAUGCUGCAAACAUUGCGUGAAGAGGCGCACAUUGUCUGGCUCGACGCAGACGUGUUUCGCCUGGAUGAUGGCAUCGUGGACCGCAUCCUGAGGCACGUGCGGGCGCGAGAUGAUAUCGGUAUCAUCACGGCGCGCUGCUCCCUGGGCGGUAUGUACAAUUACGACCUGAAUGCCUGGCGUGGAACCCGAGAAGGGCCGAGGGGCUGGGAUCUGGAUCAGAAGGAGAUUGACGCUGGGGAGAUGGACCUUCAGGGGCAAUAUCACGUCGACAAGCUCAUUAAGGAUACAUCAGACGAUGACCUUCUGGCGCUGGACACAGUGGGUGCGACGCUUCUGUACCUGCGCGCUUCGCUCAUUUGGCGCGGGCUAAAUUUCCCGCAUCAGUAUGUUGUGGGCACGCGGUGGAUGAAGGACGGCUGGGAUGGCAUCGAGUCAGAAGGUUUAUGCUAUCGUGCCAGAGGUCUGAAAGGCGGGAAGUGCAUGGUGCUGGGAGGAAGGUGGCACGUGGAGCAUACGACGGAUUGA